CCCAAACACCCUCUCUCGGCGCGUUAAAAAGCUAAUAACAACAUUAAAGAGAGGAGCUCGUGCCUUUCUCCGCGAGGCAGACGCUGGGAGGCAGCGAGUGCGAAAGUCCACAUUUUGCUUCUUGUUUCUCGACGCCCUCCUCGUGGUCCUGCCCUCAACACGGUGAGCUGAAUUCUGAUUGGAGGAAUGGAGCGCCAGUCUGCCCUGCACCAGUGAUCAGGCCAGGAGACUCCGGUGGCGACAUCCUGUGGAGCCAGAGAUCAAAGGCGAGGAGGCUGUUGCACCACCGCUGGAACUGAAGAUUGCUUUAAAUAAAAGCAAGAAGGUUUUUUUCUUUUAAAAAGUCAUGAUGCAAGAAUCUGGGACGGAGGCGACGAGCAACGGAGCGGCCAUUCAGAACGGGGGCGCGGAGGGCGGCCCCAGGGAGGGGCGGCCCAAGAGCGCCACGCCGUUGGUGGAGGUGACCGCCGCUGACCUCCUGCAGUUCCAGCAGCACCAGGCUCUCCAAGUGGCACGCCAGAUACUCCUCCAGCAGCAACAACUACAACAACAACAACAACAGCAGCAGCAGUCACAGCAACUGCAGUCUCAACAAAACUCUGGCCGCAAGUCCCCCAAAGCCGUCGACAAGCAGCAAAGCCUCCAGGUUCCAGUUUCAGUGGCUAUGAUGACGCCUCAAGUGAUAACGCCACAGCAGAUGCAGCAAAUCCUUCAGCAGCAGGUCCUGAGCCCUCAGCAGCUCCAGGUUCUCCUCCAGCAGCAGCAGGCCCUCAUGUUACAGCAGCAGCAACUCCAAGAGUUUUACAAGAAGCAGCAGGAACAGCUUCACCUCCAGCUUUUACAGCAGCAGCCACAGCAGCAGCAGCAGCAGCAGCAGCAUGCAGUCAGCAAGCAGAGUAAAGAGCAGCAGGUGUCGGCGCAGCAGUUGGCCUUCCAGCAGCAGCUCCUGCAGGUCCAGCAGGUCCAGCAGCAGCAUCUGCUCAACCUUCAGAGGCAAGGGCUGCUCACAAUCCAGCCCGGACAGACCGGCCUGCCGCUGCACUCCCUCACUCAGGGCAUGAUUCCAGCCGAGCUGCAGCAACUGUGGAAGGAGGUGACGAAUGCUCACGUGAAGGAGGAGCAGCAGCAGCAGCACCACCACCACCACCACAACCACAACAACAACAACAACAGCAGCAUCAACAACGGCCACCGGGGCCUUGACCUGUCCUCCCCGGCACCGCCAAAGAACCCACUCCUCAACCAGCACGCCUCCACCAACGGGCAGUACAUGAGUCACAAGAGAGACGGAUCCACGCUAGAAGAGCAUUCCCCCCACAGUCACCCCCUCUACGGUCACGCGUUUUGCAAGUGGCCCGGAUGCGAGGCGGUGUUCGACGAUUUCUAUUCAUUCCUCAAGCAUCUUAACAAUGAGCACGCCCUGGAUGACAGGAGCACGGCCCAGUGUCGGGUGCAAAUGCAGGUCGUACAACAGCUGGAGCUGCAGCUAGCGAAAGACAAAGAGCGUCUGCAAGCCAUGAUGACGCACCUUCAUGUCAAGUCCACGGAGCCCAAAGCCACCCCGCAGCCGCUCAACUUGGUGUCCAGCAUCACGUUGUCCAAAUCGGCCCCCGGGGCCUCUCCCCCUCUGAGCCUGCCCCGGACCCCCACCACGCCCACAGCACCUCUCACACCCCUGUCCCAGACCCACUCCGUCAUCACAGCCAACAGCCUCCACAGCGUGGGGCCCAUGCGGCGGCGCUACUCCGAAAAGUACAACAUGCCCAUCUCUCCAGAUCUCAGUCAGAACAAAGAGUUUUACAUGAAUGCAGAGGUUAGACCGCCGUUCACGUACGCCUCACUAAUAAGACAGGCAAUCCUCGAAUCUCCAGAAAAGCAGCUAACACUAAACGAAAUCUACAACUGGUUCACACGAAUGUUUGCAUAUUUUAGGCGCAACGCGGCGACGUGGAAGAAUGCAGUCCGGCAUAAUCUUAGUCUUCACAAGUGUUUUGUGCGAGUAGAAAACGUAAAAGGGGCUGUGUGGACAGUCGACGAGCUAGAGUUCCAAAAGAGACGGCCUCAAAAGAUCAGCGGGAGUCCAACCUAGUGAAGAACAUUCAGACCAGCUUGGGCUAUGGUCCGACCCUCUACUGCUUGCCUUCCAGGUAACAAAA
This is a messenger RNA of Cyclopterus lumpus (lumpfish), 2156 nucleotides long. Its product is annotated as forkhead box protein P1-B-like. The record is from RefSeq and is a predicted model, not a curated record. Gene Ontology annotation, molecular function: DNA-binding transcription repressor activity, RNA polymerase II-specific; RNA polymerase II cis-regulatory region sequence-specific DNA binding. NCBI's taxonomy places the organism in Eukaryota, Metazoa, Chordata, Actinopteri, Perciformes, Cyclopteridae. Gene Ontology annotation, biological process: regulation of transcription by RNA polymerase II. Gene Ontology annotation, cellular component: nucleus.